Microthlaspi erraticum is the source of this 741-nucleotide messenger RNA. NCBI's taxonomy places the organism in Eukaryota, Viridiplantae, Streptophyta, Magnoliopsida, Brassicales, Brassicaceae. The record is from the annotation of a GenBank genome assembly.
AUGGCGAAACUGUCUUUCAAGGAUUCUCUUAAAGCUCUAGAAGCUGACAUCCAACACGCUAACACACUAGCUUUAGAUUAUCCUCGGGAGAAGGAUGGAGCUCGUGUUCAGAUGAGAUUAUCGUACAGCCCUGCUGCUCAGUUUUUUCUUUUUCUUGUGCAAUGGACUGAUUGUCACCUCGCUGGUGCACUCGGUUUGCUCAGAGUUCUUAUCUAUAUGACUUAUGCAGAUGGAAAAACCACAAUGUCUGUUUACGAAAGAAAAGCUAGCAUGAGAGAGUUCUAUGCUGUGAUAUUUCCGUCUUUGUUGCAACUACAAAGAGGUAUUACAGACUUAGAAGACCGGAAACAAAAGGAGGCAUGCAGUAUGCGGUACAGGAAGAAGGAUGAGACCGAGAAGCGUGAGGAGGUCUCGGAGAUUGAGAUAGAGCGAGAAGAAGAAUGCGGAAUCUGUAUGGAGAUGAACCACAUGGUCGUGCUUCCCAACUGUACUCAUUCUUUGUGCAUCAAAUGCUAUCGCGAUUGGAGAGGGAGGUCACAGUCAUGCCCGUUCUGCAGAGACAGCCUUAAACGAGUAGAGUCUGGAGAGCUGUGGAUGUUCUUGGAGAAAACCGAAACAGUGAAUCUGUCUGCAAUCGUGAGAGAGAAUCAGAAACGGUUGUUUGUGUUCAUUGAGAAGUUACCACUAGUGGUUCCAGAUCAAUCGUUUGCGUCUUCUCCUUACGAUUGCCAUGUUAGGUGA